AGUUCCUCGACCUGAAGGUAUAGUUAUUAUUCAUUAAUACCAUUAGAUAAUAAAUAUAUAGACAAACUGUUAGACAAUAUAUGGGUGGAAAAAAAGAGUCAACACUUUUGUGAACACAUCUGUCCUCAAGAAUAUAUUGGUUCACAAUUAAAGAGCCGCGUUACCGGCCUUUUGCAUAUUUGAAUACGUGUACUUCGCUCGGCCCGACUCUAUGAUGGAGGGACAGAUGGUCUACAGUGUGAGACAAAAGUGCGGCCGACAACUGGCCAUUGAAGCGCCAGUAGUGCAAACUGAGGGCCCAUCCAAUGGCAUUACAAAUGGUGAGCCGAGCUUUGCUGCGAGCGAUUUGAUAGUAUCGGCGGCUCCCGAGACAUCAAUUCCCGCGGCUUUGGGUUACGCACAACAGGCGAACCUCCCGUACGUCGAGGUCUUCUGCAAGAAUCGGUACAUCGGCCGUUCAUUCAUUCAGCCCUCUAUUAAGUUGAGGCGUUUAGCGGUGGCCAAAAAGUUUGGACCUCUCUCUCAAAACUUUAUUGGAAAGUCUAUUAUAUUGGUUGACGACUCUCUUGUUAGAGGCACAACAAUUGGACAACUAAUCCGUUUAUUGAAAGACGCAGGCGCCAAAGAAGUGCACAUUCGGAUCGCAUCGCCUCCCCUACACUUCCCCUGUUAUAUGGGAAUUAAUAUCCCAACUAAAGAGGAAUUAGUCGCCAAUCAUCUAAAAGCUGAACAAUUGGCGCAAACACUAGGCGCCGCAUCACUAGUCUAUCUAUCAGUGGAUGGACUGAAAAAGUCGGUUCAGUCGGGAAUUCGGGACCAACUGUUGAAAGAGGACCCGAACUACGAGGAGGACGACUUGGUUGAGCGCAUCGGUCACUGCACCGCAUGUCUCACCGGACAAUAUCCCGUCAAAUUGAGUUUCUAAGCCAUCACUCGAUUUAUAUUAUAUUAUAAUAAUUAUAAUAUACUUUUAUUAAC
Molecule: messenger RNA, 978 nt
Organism: Medioppia subpectinata
Lineage: Eukaryota; Metazoa; Arthropoda; Arachnida; Sarcoptiformes; Oppiidae
Source: the annotation of a GenBank genome assembly